This is a messenger RNA of Bufo gargarizans (Asiatic toad), 2634 nucleotides long. RefSeq names its product par-6 family cell polarity regulator gamma (gene PARD6G). Gene Ontology annotation, molecular function: protein kinase C binding. The coding region runs from base 235 to 1392 and encodes 385 amino acids. Gene Ontology annotation, biological process: centrosome cycle; establishment or maintenance of cell polarity; regulation of cellular localization. NCBI's taxonomy places the organism in Eukaryota, Metazoa, Chordata, Amphibia, Anura, Bufonidae. Gene Ontology annotation, cellular component: cell cortex; apical plasma membrane; nucleus. The transcript has 3 exons. The record is from RefSeq and is a predicted model, not a curated record.
AGCAGUAGCGGCGCUGUUAGCAGAGCAGGAGCUUGUGACUGGGAGCAGUGCGGGGCUGAGGGAGCAGAACGCUGGGACUGGAGACACAAUCCGUCUGCUAGAGGGAGACCGAGCCGCUGUGGAGAUCCGGUGUUACUGCGGAGAGCCGGGGACGCCCGGGACCUGCGCCCCCCGCACUGCAGUCUGGGGAUAACUUGGCUGAGUGGCGUUGGGGAGGGGGGGAAAACACUGAAGAUGAAUCGAAGUUUUAGCAAGUCCCAGACUCUGCGCUAUGUGGCGAGCAGCGCCGUGGAGGUGAAGAGCAAGUAUGGAGCAGAGUUCAGAAGAUUCUCUUUAAAUCGAUAUAAGCCCGGGACGUUUGAGGACUUCUACAAUCUUCUUCUUCAGAUCCACAAUAUCUCCAGUGUAGAUGUUUUGCUUGGGUAUGCCGAUGUCCAUGGUGACCUUCUUCCAAUUAACAAUGAUGACAAUUUCUGUAAAGCUGUUUCAAGUGCCAACCCGCUGCUAAGAGUAUUCAUACAAAAGCAAGAAGAAGUCGACUACAGCACCUUUGGGUCUGCAACAUUGAACAGAAAGAAGAAGAAUGCUUUGGUGGCGUUACGGAAUGACAGCCUUCGCCAUAAGAAACCUCAUAUCAACAUUAGCAUGCCUCACGACUUUAGACCUGUCUCCUCCAUCAUUGAUGUGGACAUACUUCCUGAGACACAUAGACGUGUGAGAUUGUACAGGCAUGGAUGUGAAAAACCUCUGGGAUUCUAUAUUCGUGAUGGAACCAGCGUCAGAGUUACCCCUCAUGGAUUGGAGAAAGUACCAGGGAUAUUCAUUUCUAGGAUGGUUCCCGGUGGUUUGGCGGAGAGCACUGGGCUGCUAGCUGUGAAUGAUGAGGUUCUAGAAGUCAAUGGCAUUGAGGUAGCUGGAAAGACUCUUGACCAGGUCACAGAUAUGAUGAUUGCUAAUAGCCACAAUCUCAUUAUUACUGUUAAACCUGCAAACCAAAGAAACAAUGUUAUCCGUAGUAGCCGGAUGUCUGGCAGCUCUGGGCAAUCGACAGACAGCACGGCCAGCCACCAUAGCCUACCAUCUGCUCAUCUAUUACAGAAUUUUAACCCUGAUGACAUGGAGAGUGACGAUGAUGCUGAUAUUGUCAUUGAAGGUAGCCUUGAGGCACGCAAUAUUCCCAAAUCUCACAGCCUACCCUCCGGCAGCCUUUCCCGAAUCAAUGGCAGCAGCCUCAGCCACCGAUUGGAAAGAGACUUGGCUCUUAACCAUUCUGGCCGGGAGAGUAAUGGAAGUAUUCACAAAAUCUUGAGCAGUUUAAAGGCUGACCCAAGGAACAGCUUGGUGAUGCCCAAGGGAGGCGUUGAGGAAGAUGGCACUGUGAUUACACUUUAAACUAUAUGACUGGUAUCAUAGUUUGUCAAUGAGUUCAUUGGCAUACAGGGUACAUGUCUUAAAGGAGGAAUGGCUGUGACGUUGAAGGCGAGCAGUUCAAUGGUACAUUGUUCCCCAAGUAUAUUUUUGAAUCCCAUGCUAGUACUGGAAGAUGAUUUGCUUGGACGCUGUUUUGUGCCUGUGUGAAGCAACCUUUCUUUUGGCGUCUACUUCUUCACGGGGUACAUUACCAAAGCUUCUCUUUUCAUAGUAAACCUACGUGAAUACAAAAUGUAGCUCAUGCUAUGUUUAAUACAUGCAGGGCGGUGUACUGUUAGACAGUAAGUAGAAUCAGGUCAUAGCAUCUGGUUAUUAAUCAUCUAAAACCACUCCGUAUUUCUGUGGUACGUUCUUCAUGUGGUGGCCUGUAACUGUCCUAUAUUGACCAUGUAACAGAACAUGAAAAAAAAUUCAGAGCUGUAUAUUUUUUAGUCCAGGAUGUCUUCAGUCGGGGAGGCAGUGCAAACUGCAUCCAGAUUAUUUGGCUCAACAGCGCCACUUGCUGGUCAAGCGUGGUAAAGUGAGAAAAAAAAAAUCAUGCUUGAGCUGCACUUCAUGGAGAAAAGUGUUCAUGCUUUUCUGUGCGUCUGUGAACACUGUUGUCUGCAAAUCAUGCUCUACUGUUAAGACCAUUCCUGAAAUAAUGGAUCGUUGUGCUUCCAAUAUCUUACAAUGUGUUUCAUGUACAAUAAACACAUAUGCCGUACCGUGGGAUUUAAAGAAUUCUAAAAAACGGCUAAAAUAUUUGUCUGAAAAACAGUGUUGAACUCAGAGAUUCCAAGAAAUGCGCUUAUUAACCAUGUUACAAUUUAGGGAAAAAACUGUCUAAUUUUACAAUAAAACCUAUAAAACUAAACUGGUGCUGUUCACUAUAGUAAGCAAGCGGCUAUGGUACUGUCAUUUGUGUUAAACAUCAACUUGUCGUUUACUAUACAAUACCACUAAAUAUCAAAAAAGGUCAUUUUUAAUAUUUUUUCCAUUUUUGUGUCAUUGUAAUAUCCCAGAGAAUCUGCCUUUAGAAACCUCUAUUCUGUGGGUGAACAGCAAGGACUAAGUCGGAGAUGCACACAGUACAUUCCAUAUUUUUUCUUUUGUUUUUUUUCUUUAAUUUAAGGCUUCAAAUCUGAAUGGAUAGCUACCAGUGUUUUUAUACAUUUGUAUUUUAAAAGAUGUUAAAUAAAGCCAGAACUCUUUUUAUUGUCA